This is a messenger RNA of Purpureocillium takamizusanense, 1656 nucleotides long. RefSeq lists its product as uncharacterized. The record is from RefSeq and is a predicted model, not a curated record. The coding region runs from base 1 to 1656 and encodes 551 amino acids. Gene Ontology annotation, molecular function: ATP hydrolysis activity; ATP binding. The transcript has a single exon. NCBI's taxonomy places the organism in Eukaryota, Fungi, Ascomycota, Sordariomycetes, Hypocreales, Ophiocordycipitaceae.
AUGUUUUUACAGUACUGGCGACCACGAACGCUGGAGCAGCUGUCUGGAUUUGGGUUCCACGCCAGAGACGAUAAACCACUCUACGUUGUCGGGUUGCAGGAGCUCGUGCAGAAAAUCGAGGGGCUCUACAACGAAGAAAUCGGCAACGCGAGGCGGCUAAUUGAGGGCGGGCUGAUUGCGUUUGAGGGUCUAGGCGAGCUAUACCAAACCGGAACUCCUUUCCAAGCGACGACUGCACUGGGCGGAGCAGCAGCGGCCUUCUUUGUCACCGAUAGCUAUUACGAAGAACACCGGGCCCUCCUCGGCACGCAACAGACCUUUCACGUCACCAUGCAGUUUGUGGCGACAAUGGGCGACCACUUCACCCUGGUAACUUUCACACAAGUCUUGAGCAGCUGGACUGGUGUUCGCGCCCGACCCCUCUCGAGCCUUACGUACGUGCCCGUCGAUUCAGUUACCCGGCAGGUCCUCCAGAACCGAGGGGACAUAUAUACAAGAUAUGGUGUUGCUGGUGCCAAGUUUCUGGCAUACGCGCCACACACGUUCUUCAUCCACAGGACCAGUUCAUUCGGUGGCCAGGGCAACACCACACUCCCCAAGCCUCGCACCAGCCAGAUGCCAUCAGGGGGUCGGAUCAUGAUCGAUGUGGCUCGUGCCUCCAAUAUGGGCUAUCAAGCAGCUAUGGGUGCCGACGAACCCACGCUUGCCUUGUCGAAUGCCAUUGGACUUCACAAGAGAUGGCAGAGCCGUAAAACGACGAAAAGCGCACCGGUCCCAGAUACUUUGAGCAUAUGGGAGACGGUGCCCUCUGAGCUCGCUAUGUACUGCUGGCCUGCGCUGGCCGGCUUUAGCUUCACGGCCAAAGCGUGGGGGCAGGUUCUUGUCGAGGGCCUCGAGCCUGUCACAUUCCGAGAUGAAGCGUUUGAGAAUCUGGUCCUCGCGGAGGAGCGGAAACGGCUCAUUCGCGCCCUCGUCCGCUUCGGAGCGAGCUCUGGUGUCGAUGACCUCGUGAGUGGAAAGUCUGGAAGCAGUAUAUUUCUCCUACACGGGCCCCCUGGUGUAGGAAAGACUCUCACCGUUGAGGCUAUUGCUGAGCUCAUUCACUUACCUCUCUACAUUGUCACAAUGGGAGAACUCGGCGCGACGGCACAAAGCUUGGAGGACCGCCUGGGCGAAAUCUUGGAACUGUGUUCCGAAUGGAACGCGCUCAUGCUACUGGAUGAAGCAGACAUCUUUGUCGAGAAACGGACAACCGCAGACCUGACUCGCAACGCCAUGGUCUGCGUCAUGCUGCGAUUGUUGGAGUACCAUCCUGGCAUUUUGUUUCUAACCACCAACCGGGUGCAAUCGCUUGACCCCGCCGUCGAGAGUCGCGUCACAGUUGCGCUACGCUACGAGCCACUGUCCGUCGACGCACGCGUGCAGAUUUGGGAGACGCUAUUGCGGCGUACUUCAUUACCACGCGGUGCCGACGUGAACGUUGAGCGGCUCGGUGAGUACGCGAUGAAUGGCAGAGAGAUCAAGAAUGUGGUGAGGCUUUCAGUUGCACUCGCCACGGAGCGUUCGUGCCAGACCCUUACGCAACAAAUCUUGGAGGAGACAUUACGCACGACGUUUUUGGGUCGGCAGGAGAUGACUGAGGAACGCGUCGGCUAG